CCAUGGCCGACCCUGAGAAGCAGGGACCCGCUGAGAGCCUUGCCGAAGUCGAGGUAAUGGAGGGAGCCCCGGGUAGCGAGGAUGCGGCGACCGCCAAAGGUGGGGCUGCGCCCACCGCCGAAGAGCCACAGGCUCCCGCUGAGAACGCACCCAAGCCCAAAAAUGACUUUAUCGAGAGCCUGCCCAAUCCUGUUAAGUGCCGAGUUCUUGAACUCAAAAAGCUACAGAAACACUGCGAUAAGAUAGAGGCCAAUUUUAACAAGGAGUUCCAGGCUCUGGAGAAAAAGUACAACGAAAUCUACAAGCCCCUUCUUGCCAAGAUCCAGGAGCUCACUGGAGAGAUGAAGGGCUGCCCGUGAACCCCGGAGGAAAAUGACGACUAGGAAGAGGAAGACGAGGAGGAAGAAGAGGCAACAGCCUGCGCGACGGGGGGUCCUGAGUCCGCCAAUAAGUGA
Phodopus roborovskii (desert hamster) is the source of this 455-nucleotide messenger RNA. RefSeq names its product nucleosome assembly protein 1 like 5 (gene Nap1l5). Lineage: Eukaryota; Metazoa; Chordata; Mammalia; Rodentia; Cricetidae. Gene Ontology annotation, cellular component: nucleus; chromatin. Gene Ontology annotation, biological process: nucleosome assembly. Gene Ontology annotation, molecular function: chromatin binding; histone binding. The record is from RefSeq and is a predicted model, not a curated record.